UCCAGUCGAGGGUUGCACUCCGAUCAGUAGAGAACUCGCGCGCGCGCGCGCGUACAGACAUCGGAGAAAACAGGACUAGACGAGUUUUUCAGUGGCGCGCAAGUGUCCUGUGUGUGUGCGUGUACUAUACCUAUAUAUACAAUCAUCCAGCUCCCCGCAUAACUAUAUAUAUACGAAUAUCCUACGGGCAGCGAGGAGAGGAUAGAAGAGAGUUGCAGCCGGUCCGCCGCGGAGUGGCGCCAGGUGUCUCGCGUUUACAGCGACUACUAGCGGCCUACCCCCUCUCCCCGCGCUCGCGCGUGUGUGUUAUACGGCGUAGCGUCGGUGUGCACUGCAGCGGAGGCGCACGGUAGCCGCAGUUUCUCCCGGAGCGCCGAGCGACCAACAACUCUCCACGCACUCGCUCAGCUCGCUCGCUCUCUCCCUCUGGCCGAAGCCUCCGACUAUAUAACAUGAGACAGUGUGCAGCGGCAAUGUAUAAAUAAAUCGAGAGAGGGAGACGACGAGUUUGACAAGUACCGCCGAGUAGUGUCCGCGUGUGCAGUGUUUCGGAUAUACGUAUUUUAGAGAAAAAGAGAGAGAGAGAGAGAGAGAGAGAGAGAGAGAGAGAAGCAGGCCUGCAGCGCGCGGCAAGCCGGAUCGCUCCCGAGAGUGCAAGUGUCAUGCCGCGCUGCUGUCGCACAUCGGCCGUCGUCGACAGGAGCUAGUAGUUAGUGCGCCUGUGUGCUGCGACGGAGCUGCAUCGCGCGGCUUCUUCAUCGGGAGCGGGAACACCGAAGAUCCAGAGACGCAGUGCUCUUAGCCAACAUGACGCUGCUCACCACCACGACGACGACGCUGAUCGCUAGCUGCUACUGCCUCCUCCUGCUGCUGCCCUCGGUGGUGCAGGCCGCGGGUGUGUUCGAGCUCAAGCUCAAGUCGUUCGCCAACGAGAACGGCAAGGACAGCCUGGGCAAGUGCUGCUCCGGUGGCCAGCCAAGCAGUUCCGGCAAGUGUCCCGGUGUCUGCAGGACGCGCUUGUUCGUCUGCCUCAAGCAGUACCAGGCCAACAUCGACACCACGACCAAGUGCACCUACGGCGAGGUCGUCACGCCGGUCCUCGGCGACAGCGUCCUCGGCAACCUCAGCGACGCCUCGGUCGCCACCACCGGCUUCGCCAAUCCCAUCAGGUUUCCCUUCGAGUUCACCUGGCCGGGAACGUUCUCGCUGAUCGUCGAGGCCUUCCACGACAACACGGACAACGCGACGCAUCUCACCAGUGGCUCGAGCGCGGCGGAUCGUGUGAUAAUCACGCGACUGGCGACCCAGCGCUGGCUCGACGUUGGACCCGAAUGGAUCGAGGACGAGCAUCGCUCGCAGCACUCGGUCAUGCUCUACGACUACCGGGUGACCUGUGCCGCCCAGUACUACGGCAAGGGCUGCGAGAAGAUGUGCAGGCCGCGCGACGACAACUUUGGCCACUACAGGUGCUCGCCCACCGGCGAGAUAGUCUGCCUGUCCGGGUGGAAGGGCGACUACUGCGACAUCCCCCACUGCCUGGCCGGAUGCGACGAGCAGCACGGACACUGCAGCCGACCCAACGAGUGCACGUGUCAUAACGGCUGGACGGGACCGUUCUGCGACCAGUGCGUGCGCUACCCCGGCUGCCUCCACGGCAGCUGUCAGAAGCCCUGGGAAUGCCUCUGCGACGAGGGCUGGGGCGGUCUCUUCUGCAACCAGGACCUGAACUUCUGCACGAACCACAAGCCCUGCCGCAACGGCGGCACGUGCUUCAACACCGGACAGGGCUCUUACACGUGCGCCUGCGCCGCCGGCUUCACCGGCACCGACUGCGAGACCCCGAUCCUCGACUGCCAAGCCAACCCCUGCCUCAACCAGGGCACCUGCAUGUCCACCAACGAGACCCACGCCGACGAGAGGCACAUCAGUCGGCGCUACAAGUGCGCCUGCCCCGCCGGAUGGCGCGGACGGCACUGCGAGGUCAGCUCCAGGUCCUGCAAGGACUCGCCCUGUGCCCGCGGCGCCACCUGCGAGGACGACAGCGAGAAGGGCUACAGCUGCAAGUGCCCCGCCGGCUACACCGGCUCCGACUGCGAGAAGCAGAUAGACGAGUGCGCUGAGAACCCCUGCGCCAACGGAGCCACCUGCACCGACCUCAUCGCCGGAUUCAGUUGUACCUGCCCGCCGGGUUUCAGCGGAGAGCGAUGCCAGCAUAAUAUCGAUGACUGCCAAGGCGAGCCCUGCCUCAACGGCGGAACCUGCGUUGACCUGGUCAACAAAUUCAGGUGCCAGUGCGUGCCCGGAUACACGGGAAGACUCUGCCAGGACAAAGUCGACUACUGCCUCGCAAAACCAUGCGCCAAUGGCGGCUCCUGUGUUUCCACCACCAACGACUACCGCUGCUUCUGCAAACUCGGCUUCUCCGGCAAGGACUGCAGCCUCGACGUCGACGAGUGCAAGAGUUCGCCCUGCCAGCACGGCGGAACCUGUCGUAACAGAGUUAACGGCUUCGUCUGCGAGUGCCCGGACGGAUGGCGCGGCGAGACCUGCAGCGAGCCUCCUCCGCGAGCCGGCUACUGGUCGCCGCCACCGGUGCAGCAGCAACAACAGCAGCAGCUGCAGCCUGUGGCCGCCAAGCCCGAGGCAAGACACGCGGCGCUCAGCACCGAGCACGUAGUCGUCAUCGCGACCAUCUCGACGGCGGUACCGGCGUUCGUGCUGCUCGCGGCUCUGGCCGUCAUGUGCAUGAAGAGGCGACAGAAGCGCGAGCAGGCCAAGGCGGACGAGGAGGCGCGCCUGCAAAACGAGCGCAACGCCGUGCACAGCAGCAUGAGCAAACGCGCUGCGGCGGCGCUCUGCGAACGACCCGGCGAGCUCCAGGCCAACGGCGACAGCCACAUGAUCAAGAACACCUGGACGGCGCAGUCGGCGGCAGCGGCAGCCGCGGCUGGAUGCGGCCAAGGACUCGAGCACAGCUCCAGCACGGGAAGACUACAGGCCAAGAGCGUGAACAACGCCGCGGCGGCAGCGGCCUACGAAGACGGCUACAAACCCGAGCCGGUGCAGGACGUGCGGCAGCGAGGCGCCGCGACGAAGCAACUCAACACGGAGGCGGCGGCUCACCGAGCCUCGCAGCAACUCUACCAGAAGGAGAAGGAGUGCAUGCAGCGGACGAGCCCCUGCCAGAUGAUGGACUCGAAGCGGGCGUCGACGCUCAUGACGACGGACAACAGUAGCUGCUGCUCGGCUGCCAGCUGCGGCGACUUCAAGAGGCCGAACACGUCGCUGACGGAGACGAGGCCGCCGUCGCCGCCGGACGGCGAUGCUCCCCUCAAGGGCUCGGACACGUCUGGCUGCGGCGUCUACGUAAUCGACGACCACUACAGGCACGACUCGGCGCUGGCCGCGACGCUCGCCACCGAGGUCUAGCCACGGCGGCUCCGCGACGACGAAUUUUCAAUUUCACUGACUGACACUUCUGUGCUCUAUCUCUACUGAAUGUUCUUACUAGCGACCACUAGCCAGCCCAUGGACUUCACACACGCGACUUCUUAGAUUGUUAAGGCAAAAUCAACAAAUGGAUGCUGUGUGGGCGGAUCCCCGUGUUCCGCCUGUCUUUAGCUAUUAAAUAGGUAUCAUGCUCGAAGCGCCUUGUACAGAACUAAUUUAUUACUAUUAUUAAUUGUUAUUUUCUAUUAUUAAUUAUAAUAUUAUUUUUUAUAAUUAUGCUUAUCCAAUAUCUUUACGACACUCAUUAAUUACUACUACCGGAUAAGAUUACCUAGCGUAACCGGAUUCUGUCGCCUGAUUAUCAUUGUUCCGCCAAGUUUUCGCGCGUGCGAGGGAAAACGUGUCUUCGUUUCUGUGCGCGUAUAUUAUGCAUUUUUGUAUACUGUCCGAUCUGUGUGUGUGUAUUUUGCUGUUAUAUAAAAAGAGACGUUCGCGCGCGACGCGAAAGAGAGAGAGACUGGAGCGCGGCUACGAAGUGACUGUGUUUUUGUUUUCUGUAUAUGUAUUCGUUCGAUGGACAAAAGAAGCGCAUACACUGGCGGUCUGUCGCGAGGCGAAACGACAUCGUUCCGGCUAUCGACAUGGCGCUUUUUGCAAUCCUCAUCCGAUCUCUCGCGAGCUCGGAUGAAAAUUGCACAAAAGCGUGUGCGCCUUUCUGGCUCUCGAGAAGCUUCGCGGACGCUAAUUUACCUCGGGACAAAAGGUCGAAUUGCGCGCAAUUCGAUCGGGACAGGCCCGUCAACAAGUGUGAUACUCCCUUUUUUCUCCCCCUUCGGGAGAGGACUUUCUCUUUCACUCACCGCGCUCGCGCGAGUUCAUUGACAGUCUGUGUUGCGAGCGAUAGUAGCGUCUUGGAAUCUAAAAAUACGCGCCACUCGAGUGCCACCCGAGUUAAAAGAACGGGUGAGCGAGGCGCGUCGUCUUUCACCCGACCAAACGCGCAGACGCAUGUACUAAGCUUUGCGACUACUUAGUAAGUAGCGCGAGAGGGAGAAAAAUAGGGACUGAUGCGAGCGCGCGCGAGCUGACCCUCCCGUCCAGACGCGGUUUUUCGGCGCCAACCGCUGGAACAAAAUCGAGGAUCGUCACCCUUUCUUUGAUAGCUUUCACUCUUGACGAUCUCGUUUACGGUCAGCAGAUGUUUAUUUCACGCAUUAUCAUUUUUUAUUUUUUCAUUUUUUUUUUUUUUUGUUUUCUCAACGAUCAGUUCCACCUCACUCAUCAUACGAACAGCUGGCGAUUCUCGAUUUUUCCGACAAAUUGCCAGCGCGUUUAUGCCAGCAAUGGAUUCCAAAGUCCGGCAUUAUAUUGUGCUAUUAGCGGUUGAUUUCGCGCGCGCGCGCGCGCGGCAUGUGAAUGGACACGGUGCCAGCAAGCUUACUUCGUCGCGCAUUUAACCGUUCGUUGUAUCGACAACUCAAGACUUUGAUGAUUAUCUUGCUUGCACCGUUUCCCUGUGCGUAUAUAUAUAUAUUUCGUGUAUAUGACAAAUGACGACUGUUUUGUUAUGAUACGAUCAUUCUCGAUGAUUAACUAUUUAUUUAUAAAUAUACACAAGUAACGAUGAUAUUGUUGGUGAUAUAAUGAUCAUGACGAUGUUAGAUGAUAUGGAAUAUCGGACAACGAUGAUGUACUAGCGACGACGAGAUUGAUAUAUAUAUAUCGAUGAUGAUGAUGAACCAAGCUUCAUUAAUGUUCCUCUUAAAUUAUUAUGAUAAAUACUAAAGUCAGACUUGGGACUUUGCGCGGAUCGCGAGCGAUGCCAGGGUCCUAAAGCCAACUCUCUUCAUCCCUCGUUCAUUCGAGAGAGCAGCGAAUGAAGGAGAUACAAGAAAGAAAAGUGAUCAUGCAAUUUACCAAGACAAGACGAUUAUGCGAUUACUCUCUGGAUCUUCGUAGCGACUUUCUUGUCAAUUUUUUGUACUUACAUCUCUCAUCCUAUAUUUAUCCGAAAAAAUGUCUUCAUCUCACACUCACACACACACGCACACACACACACAAACAAGCCGGACCUCGGCGGGAAGAGACUCAUUGCAGCAGCGCGCGACAAGGCCAGCUCUCCGUUUCCAGAAAACGGAGAUCGUCCGCCGAGGAGCGACGAACUUUUUUCCCGCCGACGUCCCGCACCUUCCCUCAUUUUCGAACGUUCUUUCCCCUUCCUCCCCCUUGUUCCCCCUUACCAAUUUGCGCAUAUGUAAUUUUAAGUGAAAAAGCGUUGUAAAGAAUUCGUAGAUUGAAACUUUUUGUAAAGAUGCAAAUCUGUAUAUUUGUAGUAGCCGUGUAAAAUUAUGAUUAAUUAUUAUAUUAUAUUGUAUCAUUAUAUCAAAAACCAUUGUAAAUAGACGAAUUGUCAAUAUAAAAUGUCAAAAGAGCGAAAAGCGAAAGGAUUAAUAACGAUACAUUCAAAGAUAA
Messenger RNA from Nasonia vitripennis (jewel wasp), 5922 nucleotides. It is a transcript of the gene Delta, whose product is annotated as neurogenic locus protein delta. Gene Ontology annotation, molecular function: calcium ion binding. Gene Ontology annotation, biological process: cell communication; multicellular organism development; heterophilic cell-cell adhesion. Lineage: Eukaryota; Metazoa; Arthropoda; Insecta; Hymenoptera; Pteromalidae. The record is from RefSeq and is a predicted model, not a curated record. Gene Ontology annotation, cellular component: protein-containing complex; plasma membrane. The coding region runs from base 808 to 3429 and encodes 873 amino acids. The transcript is spliced from 6 exons.